Molecule: messenger RNA, 1907 nt
Organism: Polyodon spathula (Mississippi paddlefish)
Lineage: Eukaryota; Metazoa; Chordata; Actinopteri; Acipenseriformes; Polyodontidae
Product: serpin H1-like
Exons: 6
Coding region: 682-1896 (404 amino acids)
Biological process (GO): collagen fibril organization; negative regulation of endopeptidase activity
Cellular component (GO): endoplasmic reticulum
Molecular function (GO): serine-type endopeptidase inhibitor activity
Source: RefSeq, a predicted model, not a curated record
GCAUCAUCCCAAUGGAUGUGUUAGUCUGGACACAGGGCUCCGAAUUCCUUCUGGAAGCUUCCCUGAGCCUGUUAUAGUGUGACUCGCAGCGCACAUUCCCAUUCUAAGAGGAGGAAGAGCGAGCUGUCUGAACGAAGAGAAUGGACUUGACAAAGAUAUACAUCGCUUUGAAAACAUUUCAAGGCAUAAAGUGGAUUAAAUGGAAAUAAAAAAUGUAGACAUGUUUAAAAUUCCAGGAAAGACAAAGCCCUGGUGUUAGUGUGUCUAACAAUGCAUCUUCAACUUCCCGUCAAGUUUAAAACUUGCAUGUCUGCUUGACAGUUUUGUAAAGAUUGCAAAGGGGGUUGAGGAUAUGCCAGAAAGAAUGUCCAGAAUCUGGAUCUGAUUAAACAUGCACUGAUCGUCUACCCUGGCUGCUAUCCAGUUUGGAUGAAUUAGAUACAAGUUUGCUCAGGUUUAAAAAAUAAAAAAAAAAAUAAAAAAAAUAUAGUGUGCAUUAAGCACUGCAGCAUAGAUUUCAUUUUGAUAUCAGACAAACUUACAUAGUGACUCACUUUAGAAACAGCCACUACCUUCAUCAGUACAGUCUAAUGUACGUAAACAUAAGGACUCUUGUAAAGAUGCAAGGCUGAAAAUAUUUCAACAAACUUGGCUAGACGUGAGUUUCCAUUCCAAGUUGCAAUGGCUUUGCAGCUAGCAGUUAUGUGCAUUCUCUUCAGCCUUGCCAGGGCAGAUUCUGUAGCCCUGAAGGAUCAUGCUUCAGUUCUGGCUGACAGCACCCUGAGUCUGGGCCUGAACCUGUACCAGACCAUGGUGAAAGACCAGAACCUGAGGUCAGAGAACAUCCUCUUCUCUCCAGUGGUGCUGGCCUCCUCGCUGGGGGUGAUGACGAUGGGCGCCAAGGAGAACACCGCCAGCCAGGUCAAAUCGGUCCUGAACGUUGACCUCCAGGAUGACCAGCUGCACCCGGCCUUCUCCGCACUGCUCAGCGAGGUCAGCGAUGAGAAGGCCCGCAACACCACCUGGAAGAUGGGCAGCCGCUUGUACGGCCCCACCUCGGUGAACCUCCGGCCGCAGUUUGUGGAGAGCAGCAGGAAGCUUUACAAUCACGAGCACGCCAAGGUCAACUUCAGGGACAAGAGGAGAGCCCUGCAGUCCAUCAAUGAGUGGGCCUCCCAGAGCACCAUGGGCAGGGUGGCUGAGGUCACCAGAGAGCUUCCCGGGGCUGACGGAGCCCUAUUCAUCAACGCCAUGUACUUCAAACCCCACUGGGAGGAAUCCUUCCAUUACAAAAUGGUAGAUAAGCGAGGGUUCAUGACCUCCCGUACCAACACCGUGUCCGUGCUAAUGAUGCACCGCACAGGUUACUAUAAGUUUUACGAAGACAAUGAGAACAGGCUAAAUAUUCUGGAGAUGCAGUUGGCCCACAAGCAUUCCAGCAUGGUGUUCAUCAUGCCUUUCCAUGUGGAGCCCUUGGAGAGAGUAGAGAAGAUGCUGACUAAGGAGCAGCUCAACCACUGGUUCAGCAAGCUGGAGAACAGGGCCGUGGCUCUUUCACUGCCUAAAAUCAACCUGGACGUCAGCCACGAGCUUCAGAAGCACCUGCAGGAGCUGGGCCUUGCCGAGGCUGUUGACAAGACAAAGGCAGACUUUUCCGGGAUGACUGGCAAGAAGGACCUGCACGUCUCCAGUGUCCUCCAUGCGGCCGUCCUUGAGUGGGACACCGAGGGCAAACCCUUCAACCAGGAUAUUUACGGACAACCGGAGUUCAAGUCGCCCAAACUCUUCUACGCUGACCACCCGUUCAUCUUCUUGGUGCGAGACAACAAGACCAACUCCAUUCUCCUCAUCGGCAGGCUGGUCAAGCCAAAGGGGGAAAACCAUGACGAAUUGUAGGAAUCUUUUUU